Contarinia nasturtii (swede midge) is the source of this 891-nucleotide messenger RNA. Its product is annotated as putative OPA3-like protein CG13603. The coding region runs from base 87 to 818 and encodes 243 amino acids. The record is from RefSeq and is a predicted model, not a curated record. Gene Ontology annotation, cellular component: mitochondrion. Gene Ontology annotation, biological process: regulation of lipid metabolic process. Lineage: Eukaryota; Metazoa; Arthropoda; Insecta; Diptera; Cecidomyiidae. The transcript is spliced from 3 exons.
UGCGAAAUGUCAAAAAGUUUAGCAUGACGGACGAAUAAGUGUAACAAUUUUUAUUGAUCAUAGAGAAAUUCUAGGUAAAUUAGAUCAUGGUUGUCGGAGCAUUUCCAGCUGUUAAGCUUGCGGUGCUUGCAUUCAAGCAACUCAGCAAGCCAAUUGCAAAUAUUAUGAAAGAACGAGCCAAGAGUCAUCCAUUCUUUCGCAAAUAUAUUUGCAUGCCCCCAGCUCAAUUUUACAAUUGGGUGGAAGUUCAAACCAGAAUGUGGGUAUUGAAUUUGGGUAAACCAGUCAAAAUACCCCAAUUAAAUGAAACUCAAGCCAUUGAAUUAGGUGCAAAUUUACUUGGUGAAACAAUUAUAUACUCAAUCGGUGCUGGUUUAUUGAUAUUUGAAUAUAAACGGCAAUCGAAUAAGGAAACUGCUAGAGAAGAAAUGGCCAUCGAGGAACAACGUGAACUUCAAUUUACACUUCAAGAGUUGGCCUUGAAUAUUGAGCGUCAGGAUGCACAAAUUCGACAUCUACAACGAACUGUAGCCGAACUAGAGUCUCGAACAUGGUUACCAAAGAUUAAAAUUCUAGGCACAAAUAAGGACGAUGACGAUGAUAACAAACCACCUGAACCAACGCCACCUCCACCAACACCACCAAUACCAACGCCUCAACUUGAAACGGCUGGUGAAACAAGUGGUAACUACAAUCCUGGACUUCUCCUUAAAUCAUUAGAUCUUAUUGAAAAUGAGAUUUUUUAUAGCCCAAGCAAAAGCGACACCGGCGGUCAUCAAAUCAUCCACGAAGCAUUAGUAUAUUUAAAAUUGUAUUAAAUGAAAGUACACAAUUUGAAUUGUAAAUAAUUAAGCGAGUUUUAUUGAAUAAAAUUAUGCAAUUAAUUUGUUA